Messenger RNA from Parasteatoda tepidariorum (common house spider), 3886 nucleotides. RefSeq names its product transmembrane protein 198. NCBI's taxonomy places the organism in Eukaryota, Metazoa, Arthropoda, Arachnida, Araneae, Theridiidae. The record is from RefSeq and is a predicted model, not a curated record. Gene Ontology annotation, cellular component: plasma membrane.
UUUGAUGGCUUGUUAGAAAACAUAUCACUAAUUAGUAAUGUAAUCUUUCAUGUAUAGGUUGCUGUUAAAAAAAUAUGAGCAUUACAGUAAAUGUAAUUAUAAUAAAUUUCAUUAAUCAGGUUUGAUAGCAUCAUCGAUAGUAUAAAUGAACAUAUCAAGAUGUAAUUAAAUUUCAGUUCAGUAGAGGAUGAUGAGCCCUGGAUUAAAAUGCUAUCAUGAAUAUUAACUAAAAGUAAAGGUAUAAAUUGUCAUCAUGUCAGAUUGGGAUGCAUAUGAAACACAUCCUGAUGAUGAUUAUCUAUUUGAAAAUAACACUGUAGCUGCAGAUGUAGAUCGGUGCCUCUACUAUGAUUAUGACUUUGAUCUGAGUUCUGCUGUCAUAUCUGGAAUGUAUUUAUCGUUUGGUGUUGUUUACACAUUGUAUGGCUAUCGAUGUUUCAAAGCUGUGAUGUUCCUGACUGGCUUUACAUUUGGUACAAUACUUGUCUAUUUGAUAUGCCAGCAAGAGGAUUUGUUGCCUGCAGCGGGUAAUGCUGGUGUUGCUCUUGGUGCAGGCGUUCUCUUUGGUCUGAUAACUAUGCUUGUACAGUAUGUUGGACUGUUCAUGACUGGCUUCCACACAGGAUUAUUUCUUGGUGUGGCUGUCCUUCUUGUUUCAUAUUUAUGGUACGUCCCGAGUACCAUAUGGCUAGUCGUUGCCAUCCUAAUGGGAUGUGGUUUAGCUGGUGCUGUUCUAACAUUGUUCUGGCAAAAGGGUUUGACUAUUAUAGGAACAAGCAUCUAUGGUGGUGCCAUUAUUGCUGUGUGUGCAGAUUACUUUAUAGAAAAAUAUAUAAUGAUCCAUUGGGUGUGGGAUAGAAUAAAACUUUCUACGUCACUGCCAGUUUGCUGGUUUUCAUGGUUUAUCCUUGGAGUUUGGCCAUUUAUGAUAUUGGUUGGAUCCCUUACACAGUGGAGAAUUACAGGGAUUGGUAUCCAUCACCAACAAAUGGUACCUCCCAGGCGUAGAACAAGAGAACUUAAUUUGCAAAGAAUUAGGCAAGAAUCUCGGGCUGAACAACGCCAAAAGAAAUAUCGUUAUCUUUAUCAAGUUCGAACUGCACAUGGAGAUGUUAUUUCUCAAAAUUUCGUUCACAGUAUGCAGAAGAAGGUGUGUCCUCCCCCAGACGAUAGUUUUACUACGUUACACUCAGACCUGACUCAUCUGACUAUUCUGAAUCCGUCAGAGAGCAUGGCCACAUCCAUCAGUCAGCUACCUUGAAAAUGAACAAAAGUCACUUUUUUUCAACUGCCAAGACAAGGGCUCUGGCUAUAAAGCUCGACAGAGAUCCUGUUUUACUAUAUUUUUUCUUUUCUUUAAAAAAAAAAGUAUAUUUACACCAUUCUAGCUAUUCUAUUUCAUAAUAUUUUGUAAAGCAUCAUUCUUCCCCUCCCACGAAACAAAGGACGCCCAGUAUCUCCUGUGUUGAACUGGAAUUCUGUUAGAGGAAGGGAGCUGUUUGUUCUUUUUGGUGAGAAUCAAAAGAAACUGAACUGACUGUUGUUAAGAGAGGCUGAUCUGUUGCUCUAUAAAUAAGCAGUGUCACAAAGUCCGGUGAGAUAUUGGUGCCUUUUUCAAAGUGUCAAACUGUUCCUCCGUUUGACAUUGUUGUCCGCAAUUAGAUAUUUUCUUUCAAAUUUGUCACAUAAAAUGAUAUUUAAUACUGAAAUGGAUUUAAAUAUUAAUUAUUCUGGCAUGUUGAUGAUUUUUCAUACCAACGUUAUAAUUUUUUUUUAAUAUUCUGAUUUGGUACAGCUAUGUCAGUGCUCUCUCUUUCUUGCAUUCACCUAAAUCUAAAUACUUGAAGACAAUUUAACCGACCCAAGCAAAAUUCAAGCUAGGAAAGACUUUAUAGUAAAUUAUUUAAAAACUAUGCUCUGCAGUGUAAAAAAUCACUUUCAAUCUCUUUCUUUUAAAGAAAAAAUAAUAAAAUAGGUUUACAUUAGUUUUAAGUUUAGCGAAUAUGUUAUAGAGAAUUUGCUUAUAGAAUAGUAAUGAGGAAAUUCUAGUUUUUUAUAAAUUGAAUGCAUCACUUAUUUCUGCUAUUAAGUUAAACUAAUUAAUUUAUUUGCUAACAGAAUUCUCAUGUUAAGAUAAAAUCUUGGGGGCUUUUUCAAUAUAAUUAUGAACAUGGAAUUUUUCAAUUGGCAACCACAUAUCAUAGCUUACCUAACAAUUGAUUGUCGCAAAAUGGAAUUUUUUUUGCAAAUAGAUAAAUUGCUCAAAUCAAAAUAUUUUAAAGCCUUUAAAAUUUAAUUAUUAACUCUAGGUAAUCACAUAAGUAAAUGUUUGAUUUUUUAAUGAUAUAUAUAGCUGCCCUCAAUAUGAAAUUUUAGAAUCCUUAUAAAAAUGAAUACAAAAAAAUGAGCACAUUUAAAUUAAUAAUUUUAGAUAAGAAAAGACAAAAACGCUAUUGAAACAUGGCGAAUCACUCCAGAAAAGUGGAAUUGAAAAUAACAAUACCUUUGGGAGAAACAGCAAAGUUGAAAGACUAUUAUGAAACACCUUCAAGUUUCAAUCAAAGAUUUUCUCACUCAACAUCAAAUAGAUUUUACAACUCAGAGCUUUACUUGGAAUUGCAAGUAACAUAACAAUGAUUAUUCUAUGUAUUAAAAACCAUACACUAACUGAAUAAAAUUUCCUUCUAAAAUUCGGCAAUCUAGGUACAAGGUAUAAUUUUUUAAAAUUUAAAGUGUUAGAAUUAAAUUUUUAAAAAGUAUUCUAGGUUGUUUUGUAUUUUUUUUGACUUAAAGGAUAUUCUAAACUAUUUUAAUUCUGUAACUCUGGCAAUCAUAUCCCCUUUCAUAAAAGCAGCUUAGCAUUUUUACUUACGAAGUCCAAUGCUGAGUGGAUAAAAAAAAUACUCUUAUUAUAUCAUGCUAAUUUAACAAUUUUAUUGUUAUAAUUAAUUAUACUUACAAACAUAAUUAUUAAAAUUAAAUCUAAUGGAAAUGGGAAGUAAACUAGUUCUGCAUUCGCUGAAAUUCUUCCAGAACUAGAAGGAUUGACAUCAACAAUCAGUGAAUGUCUGUUCUACUUUUGAAGCUUGCUUGAUGAAUUUAUUGUGAAAAUGUGCCAUGCAAAGUAGGCUAUAUCCCAUUAAUAAAGACAGUUUUACUAAAACAAAAAUUUAUUAUAAAAAUAAAACACUGUAUGAUUGAGAGAGUACUCAUUUUAUAACAAAUGUAAUAAAUAGCCAAAACCAACAAAUGAAUUAAAAAAAAAUUGUAACUAGUGUACUGAUGAUAUUCAAGCAUCCUUACUGUCAUUGUCUCUUUGCCAUAUUAUAAAGAAAGCCUUAUAUUUUUUUAUUGCUUCUGGCUUUUAAUGUUUAUUCUAUGAUUCCAUUUAUCAUGUCAAGAAGACUAUCAAUCAUUCUAGAACAUUUUAAAGGCAGCUGUUUUUAUUAUCAUCUACAUGUUCUAUGCAAUGUUUUUGUAUGAUUUUACAAUUUGUAGCACAUGCAUUCCAUCUAUGAUGAGAUGUUUUCACUGUUUUUAAAAAUGCAGACAAUUAAUGCAGAUGUUCAUUUUUAAUUAUUUAUAUAUGUAUUUUUUUUUUGUACAUGCAUGUCAAUCAGUAUUUAUUUAAUUCUAUUUAUGAUUUGUUUUUUCCUUGUGUAUGUUUUGAAAUGAGUCAAUGGGUAAAGUGGCAAUAUUAUUUUGUAAGACUCAAAUGUGGUUUUAUGGUUUCUAUUCCUGCAAAAGGAAUCUGAAGUCUUGAAUAUUUAGUCAAUUAUGUAUAGAGUAUUAAUUUUUGAAUACUGCUGCUCAAGAACUUGAAGAUAUAUAUAUAGCUCUUUUUUUUGUUCCCCACUGCCAAAUAAAAAACUCUAUUUGACUUUUU